This is a messenger RNA of Necator americanus (New World hookworm), 1098 nucleotides long. RefSeq lists its product as uncharacterized. Gene Ontology annotation, cellular component: nucleus. The coding region runs from base 1 to 1098 and encodes 365 amino acids. Gene Ontology annotation, biological process: protein phosphorylation; regulation of mitotic cell cycle. Gene Ontology annotation, molecular function: protein serine/threonine kinase activity; ATP binding. The record is from RefSeq and is a predicted model, not a curated record. The transcript has 9 exons. Lineage: Eukaryota; Metazoa; Nematoda; Chromadorea; Rhabditida; Ancylostomatidae.
AUGUUUAUACUCGUCAAAUCACUACCAAUUUUUCUAUUCGCAGUCGAAAUAAAAGAGUAUUUUGCCCACAGAAAAUCAAUUGUUGCUGUCGAAUCUUGCGAGAAGCUGGGGUACGGCGCGUGCCGGUCCGUGAACGAGUUCCAGAAAUUGAAUCGUAUAGGCGAAGGCACUUAUGGAAUAGUCUAUAGAGCCAGAGAUACGAAAAGCGGACAAGUUGUAGCAUUGAAAAAGGUCCGUGUCGAUAGUAAAAUGAGCGCUCAAGUAGGCAUUUCUGACUCCGCCCUACGUGAGAUCUUGCUUUUGAAGCGUCUUCGACACGAGAACAUAGUUGAGCUCAAGGAAGUAGCUGUAUCACGUGACCCGCAAGGCAUGUUUCUUGUGAUGGAGUAUUGUGAACAGGAUCUGGCCAAACUUCUGGACGAGAUGAUACAUCCGUUUACUGAACCACAAGUCAAAUGUCUCAUGCAGCAAUUGUUUCGAGCCCUGAAUUACAUGCAUACACAUUAUGUGCUCCAUAGAGAUUUGAAGGUUUCCAACCUUCUUCUCACCAGCCACGGCAUAUUAAAAGUGGCCGAUUUUGGAUUGGCACGUGUUUUUGGCGAGCCGAAUAUGAGCAUGACUCCAAGAGUUAUAACCUUGUGGUAUCGCUGUCCAGAGUUAUUGUUUGGCAGCAAAACACAAACCACAGGCAUUGAUCAGUGGGCAGCUGGAUGCAUUCUUGGCGAAUUGUUGUUGCAUCGGCCACUUCUGCCCGGCAAGAGCGAUAUGGAGCAAAUAGAUAAAAUCAUCGGACUCUUGGGCACUCCAACCACGAAAAUAUGGCCAGAAUUGGAAUCUAUGCCUUUGCUGCAGAAUUUCACGCUAAAAACGCAGCCGUUCAACAACGUAAAGGUGGUUUUCGAGUCUGCUUCUUUGUCAGCUAUCGACUUAUUGAAUGCUUUGUUUACGUAUGACCCUAACAAGCGCAUUACUGCAGCCGAUGCGCUGGCGCAUCCGUUUUUCACGGAGCGGCCGCUGCCAUGCGAUCCAGUGCUGAUACCGUCGUUACCUCCGAGCCAUGGGAAGAAACGUAAACGGGACGAAUCACAGCAGCGAUGA